Messenger RNA from Anastrepha obliqua, 604 nucleotides. It is a transcript of the gene sing, whose product is annotated as protein singles bar. Lineage: Eukaryota; Metazoa; Arthropoda; Insecta; Diptera; Tephritidae. The coding region runs from base 46 to 579 and encodes 177 amino acids. Gene Ontology annotation, cellular component: membrane. The record is from RefSeq and is a predicted model, not a curated record. The transcript is spliced from 3 exons.
UCUAAAUUAAAAAAUAGAAACACAACAUUCACUGCGUACUGCGCCAUGUCUUCUGCGUUUGGUGUGCGUGGCAUUGGACAGAGUUUCGGCAUUAAGCUUUGUUGUUGCCGUGUGUGUACCUGUGUAAAUUUUGGUUUUGUUAGUUCACGUGUAGGACUUAUAAAAAUAUUGCAACUUGUGUUGGCUACUUUGUGCGAAGGGCUGCUGGUGCGUUAUGGUGUACCAGCUACAGAUACUAUUGGACAAGCCUUGACCAGCAUGCUGACCACGACCGCCUAUUGCUUCACAACCACAGCCAUACUGAUGAUAUGCUAUUGCUUCUCGGAGAAAUCUUCAAGCCUAAUUCGACAAUCGCUCUUUGAGACCCUUUUCAAUGCCGUCGCUUGCAGCAUGUACUUCAGCUCCGCCAGUUAUAUGGGAUUUGCUUGCGUGGUAUGGUUGCAACCGCAAUUUCUGGUACGUCCCGGUUUUUGGGCAUAUCCAGCCAUGACAGCGGUAUAUUACAUUGGAUAUACCGCUGGUAUAUUACAUGCCAUUGAUGGUUAUUUAGCUUUUAGAUAUUACAGAGGAUGUCGUUAGCUUAAUAGUUUGGUAAUGCCAAAGU